Entamoeba dispar SAW760 is the source of this 2226-nucleotide messenger RNA. RefSeq names its product cullin-1, putative. Bases 1 to 2226 code for a protein of 741 amino acids. The record is from RefSeq and is a predicted model, not a curated record. NCBI's taxonomy places the organism in Eukaryota, Evosea, Mastigamoebida, Endamoebidae. Gene Ontology annotation, cellular component: Cul3-RING ubiquitin ligase complex. The transcript has a single exon. Gene Ontology annotation, biological process: ubiquitin-dependent protein catabolic process; protein ubiquitination. Gene Ontology annotation, molecular function: ubiquitin protein ligase binding.
AUGGCACCAAAGAAGAAAGAAGCUGAAGAUCCAGCAGUUCAAGAAUUGUUUGAUAGACUAGAACCAUUUUUUGAUGGGAUUCUUGUCUCAAUGAAAUCAUUUUCAUUGACUGAUCGAGCAAUGUAUCAACAAGUAUUUACAGAGUUCCUCACAUUGUCAGGAAGUAAUUUUUAUGAAGCAUUCAUUAAUAAAUUCAGAGAUAGAUUGAAAGAUGGAUUCCAAACAUCAAUGAAAAAGAUAAGAGAUGUUCCUAUUGAUGAAAACUUCCCAAAAAUUAUUAAAGAAGAUCUUGAUAGGUGGGAAUAUGCUAAGAGUGCCAUUUUAGUAUUAUUUAAGCCAUUAGAUUAUGCAAUGGCAAAUGGUGCUUCAUUAACAAUAGACAUAAUUGUUAAAGAUAAAUGGAACACAGAUUAUCUUCACACAUUAAACGAUACGUUUGAACUUACCACUACACUUACAAGAGUUUUUUCAGAUUCAAGAAGGAGUGGCAAUAAGAUGUCAGUAUUGCCAGUAAAAAAUAUUUUAAUGUUAUACAAAAGAGAAAAUAUUGUUACUCGUGGACAAGUUCCAUUAAUUAAGAUGUUUGAAGAUGCGUUUUGUAAAACAUCUAGUGAGGAUUAUAAAGUUUUUGCAACAGAAUUCUUUAAAGAAGGAGUUCAUGGAUUUUUACCACAAGCAAAACAAUUUAUGGAAGACGAAGAAUUUAGAAUUGAAAAUGCUAUGGAUGAUGAAAUUGGAGAAAAAAUGAACAAACAUCUUCAAAAUGACUUUUUGAAGGUUUCAUUACAAAUGGUUUAUGAAAAGUAUGAUGAAAUUCUUGAACAAGAUAAAGAAAUUGAGUUCCAAGCUAUUACUCGUCUAUUUGGUCCAAUUAACAAACUUGAUAAAUUCGCUGAAAAAACUAAAAAUUCAUUUAUGAAAGUUUGCCAAAAUAAAAUGGAGAAUGCAGUCAAACAAAGUCCAGAAUUUAUUAGAAAUUAUCCAGCAGUUGUUUCACUAUUAUUUGAAUUACUUGAUCGAUUAGAAAAAAUGCAACAAAGUUAUUUCCUUUCUAAUCCAAUAUUUAAGUCUAGAUUAGACACUGCUUUUAAAGAUGCUUUAAUUACAAAUAAAAUUGUUGAUCUUUCUGAUAAAAAAGAUGAGGUAUUUCCACGAAUUCUUGCAAAUUAUUCUCAUAUGUUAUUAAAAAAAGGAAGUAAAAUUGAACCUGAUCAAGAAAAAGUAAAAGAAAACAUUGUUAAAUUAGGUAAAGUACUUCAAUUUGUUGGAAAUAGAGAUGUCUUUGAAAUGGUAUAUCAAAAGAAUUUCCAAGACCGUUUGGUACUUGGACUAAUGGAGUCAUCUGAUUUAGAAAUGUAUAUGAUUAAUGAAUUGAGUAAUAUUUGUGAUAGACAAGUAUCACAUAAAUUACAUACUACUUUCCAAGAAUAUAACCAAUCUAGUGAUAUUCUUGAGAAAUUCAAAGGUUAUUGUACUAAAGGAAAUGUUCAAUUACCUAAAUUUGAUUUUAAUGUUGUUGUUUUUAGUAAUAGCUCUUCUCAAAAUCAAAAUGUUGCAUCAUAUAAUAUGCCUUCACAAUUAAAAGAAGUUUUUGAUAAAUUUAGUGAAUUCUAUAAAACUACUCAAAAUAAAAAAUUGACCUUAAAUCACACUUCUUCUACUGGAAUCAUUCAAUUCUCAUGGCUUAGAAGACCAAUUCAAAUUACUUGUAGAUUCUAUCAACUUGGAUUAUUAAUGUUGUUCAAUGAUAAUAAAGAAAUUACUUAUGCUGAGCUUGGAACAAAAACUGCUUUGAAUACCGAUGAUUUAGCUAUUUGUAUGUCUGGAAUGGUAUCAAAAGGGUUAUUGUCUAAUUCUACUGGAAAAGAGUUUAAACCAGAGUCUGUCUUCAAGUUUAAUAUGGCAUUUAAACCAAAAAUGACAAAAUUAAGCGUUAUGCAAGCAGAUAAAGAAUACGUAGAAAAAGAACAACAAAAGAAGAAUGAUGCAGAAAGUGAACAAUUAGAAGAAACAAGAAAUUAUGUCAUUCAAGCAAAACAAGUAAGAAUUAUGAAACAAAGAAGAACUAUGAAAUAUGUUGAUUUAAUUAAUGAAACAAUUGAACAUUUAAGAUCAAGAUUUAAUAUCACUUCUAGAAUGGCUAGAAAGAACAUUGAGUAUUUGAUUAAUAAAGAGUAUUUCAAGAGAUCUGAUAGUGAUAGAGAAGUAUUGGAAUACCUGGCUUAA